Messenger RNA from Ailuropoda melanoleuca (giant panda), 505 nucleotides. RefSeq names its product PIGY upstream open reading frame (gene PYURF). The record is from RefSeq and is a predicted model, not a curated record. Bases 126 to 470 code for a protein of 114 amino acids. Lineage: Eukaryota; Metazoa; Chordata; Mammalia; Carnivora; Ursidae. The transcript is spliced from 2 exons.
GGACUGCGUUUCCGCGGCACCGCGGGCGGGGUCUGGCAGGCGGUGGCGCUGGCUGCGCGGGGAUCGGCUGAAGCGGCCCGGGCGGCCCGAGGGCUCUGUGCGGUGCGGUGGGGGCCUGCCGGACCAUGCUGAGCGGAGCGUGCGGCUGGCUCGCCUCAGCGCUGCGGGGUCCACGCGUACCGCCGUUCGCGGUUGCCGGGAGGUGCCUGCACGCGGCGGGGUCACGGCGGUCCGCGGACAAGAGCGAGAGGACCGGGGACCCGCCCCGCGCCUUCGACCCCGCGCUGCUCGAGUUCCUGGUGUGCCCGCUCUCCAAGAAGCCGCUCAGAUAUGAAGCAUCGACAAAUGAAUUGAUUAAUGAAGAGCUGGGAAUAGCCUAUCCAAUUAUUGAUGGGAUUCCUAAUAUGAUACCACAGGCAGCUAGGAUGACACAUCAAAAUAAGAAGCAAGAAGAAAUGGAGCAGCACUAGAUCAUAAUUAAAAACAGCAACACACAACUAAAUUU